AUGGAGGUCCCUGAGGGGCAGGAGCCCCCCCGCAGCGCUGACGGCUUCCUGAUUUCGUACGCAUCCAUAAGCAAGCAGCAGGCCAAGGAGAUAUUCUCGCGCACCCUGCCCGUCCCCGAGGGCGUGCUGCGGCGCCACAUCGACAUUGUCGCCCCUGUGAACGCCAAGUUCGCCUCCCAGCGGAUGGCGGAGCGCCAGCAGAUCCGCGACACCAACCGCGUGCGCUCCGCGCCGCACGACACCCACAUCAAGCUGACGCAGACGGUGCUGAUGCAGUACGGCGGCCGAAUCCUGGACCCUCUGGCCAUCACAGCCUACGAGGACGCGGUGCAGCAGCAACACCAGCAGCAGCAGCAGGCGGCACAGCAGCAACAGCAGCAGCAGCAGCAGCAGCAGCAGCAGCAACAGCAGCAGGGCUCGCAGGGACAGCCGGCGGCGCAGCAGGCUCCGCCGCCCGCAGCUGUGACGGCGCCUCCGCCACAGCAGCAGCAGCAACAGCAGCAGCCGCAGCAGCAGGCUCCGCCGCCCCAGCAGCAGCAGCCGCAGCACAUGCAGCUGCCACCACAGCAGCAGCAGCACAUGCAGACGCCUCUGCUGCCACAGCAGGCAGCGCCGCAGCAUGCAGCGCCCGGCUCUCCUUCGCCAUCCGCGGCCAUGAGCCAGCAGCACCAGCAGCACAUGGUUGGUGCUGUGGGAGCAGGCGGCAUGGGCAUUGCGCAGCAGCCAGCGGCGAUGGUGAGCUAUCAGCAGCAUCUUACGCCCCAGAUGGCGCCGCACGCCGCGCCACAGAUGGCGCACGCAGGCAUGCAGGGUAUGGGCGUUGCUGGGGCGGGCACGCCACCCCAGCAACAGCAGCAGCAGGCUUUGCCGCCGCAGCAGCACGUGCAGGGGAUGGGUGCCGUGGGCAUGCAAGCUGGCAUGGGGACCCAGCUGCAGGCGUCGCAGGCCGCCUUGCAGCAGCAGCAGCACCAGCAGCAACAGCAGCUGCAGCAGCAGCAACAGCUGCAGCAGCAACAGCAGCAGGCCAUGUUUGCGCAGCAGGCUAUGUACCAGCAGCAGCAACAGCAGCAGCAGCAACCUCAGCAGCAGAUGGCAGUCAGCGGCGGCUUCCAGAUGGGCCAGGUAGGCGUCAGCGGCCAGAUGCAGCAGCUGCAGCCAGCGCCGCAGAUGCAGCCGAUGCAGAUGCAGCAGCUCCAGAUGCAGCAGUUGCAGCAGAUGCAGCAGCAGCCGGGCGUUGCGCAGCAGCAGCAGGGGGUGGGCAUGCAGCAGGUCCCCGGGCUGGCGGGGCAGCAGCAGCUGGCGCAGGCGGGGCAGGGCGGGCUCAUGACUGCCCAGAUGCCGCAAGGCUCUCUGCAGAUGCAGAUGCAGCCCAUGCAGAUGCAAGGCAUGCAGCUGCAGCCGAUGCAGCUGCAGCCGAUGCAGCAGAUGCAGCCUGUGCAGAUGCAGGGCAUGCAGAUGCAGCCCAUGCAGCAGAUGCCCGGCCAGCUGCAGCCGAUGCAGCAGCUGCCGCCGCAAGCGAUGCAGGGGCUGCAGCCUAUGCAGCUGCAGCAGUGGCCGGGGCAGAUGGGGCAGGUGCAGCUGCUGCAGCCCAUGCAGAUUCCAGGGAUGGCCGCCGCUCCGCAGCAGCAGAUGGCGGGGGUCAACUUCUGGCCCAUGGGGGCACAGCCAGGCGUGGCGUAUAUGAUGCAGCCAGGGAUGCAGCAGCCGCAGCAGCAGCAGCAGCAGCAGCCACCGGGUUGA
Messenger RNA from Monoraphidium neglectum, 1740 nucleotides. RefSeq lists its product as hypothetical. The transcript has 5 exons. NCBI's taxonomy places the organism in Eukaryota, Viridiplantae, Chlorophyta, Chlorophyceae, Sphaeropleales, Selenastraceae. The coding region runs from base 1 to 1740 and encodes 579 amino acids. The record is from RefSeq and is a predicted model, not a curated record.